Molecule: messenger RNA, 2882 nt
Organism: Suncus etruscus (white-toothed pygmy shrew)
Lineage: Eukaryota; Metazoa; Chordata; Mammalia; Eulipotyphla; Soricidae
Gene: SLC3A1
Product: solute carrier family 3 member 1
Exons: 14
Coding region: 1-2796 (931 amino acids)
Biological process (GO): carbohydrate metabolic process; amino acid transport
Source: RefSeq, a predicted model, not a curated record
AUGAGCUGCCUCCUUACUGUGAGAGUGGCCAAUGGCAGAGCCUUCAUCCGUGAUGGGAGAAGUAAGUCAAGCCAAUGGAACUCCAUCAAACUGAAAGCUGAGGCACUGCGGGAGAAAGGAGGUCCCAAAGAAAAAGACCCCAUCACUGGCACGACAUUCUUCCUUUUACCUGGCACGUUCAUGAAGCUGGUGACCGGGCAGGGGGCCCUCCACCGUGAGGCUUGUGCCCCAUCUCUGCCCAGUCAGGGGGCCCCUGGAGCCAGUAGGGGUGAUUGGGGAGACACAGGGUUGCUGGUCUGGGAGCUCACCCUGCUGGCUGGACUUCUGCCCUUCGUGCUCUCCAGCCUGCAUCCUCCUGGUGUCCGCUUUGGGGCCGCAUGUCCUGGGGUUCCAGCCACCACCAGCUUCCCACUUCGGGAUGGGGCCUCCCCGGUCUUAGCUGACUCCGGGUGGGCACGGAAGCACGGGCGUGAGUCUGCUGGGCGGCGUGCAGGGGUUCCCAACAGGGCCCCCCCACUGCCCAUCAGCCCGGAGACCCCGGUCGCCUGUCCAUCCCCGCCGGGGCCUCUCGGAGGCACCCUCUGCCUCCCCGCCCACCGGCCCCGCCGGCAGCUCCCGCCGGCCCCUCGCCACCGCCCCCGUCCCUGCGCGCAUCCUGCCCGGCCCCUCGGCGCCGCCCCCGGACUUUGCCCGGAGGCCGGCCACUCCCGGCGGGCGCUGGACGCGGCUCCCCGGCAGGCUCCCCGACAGGCUCCCCCGGAGCAGCUCCCGGGCCGCGGGGCGAUGGACGGGCCGGGGCGCGGCGACGUGGACCUGGACCUGGCGCCGCGCAAGGGCCGCGCCAACUGCGCCUUCGAGCCGGACGAGGAGGCGCCGGCGCCGGGCGCGGGGCUCGCGGGGCCGCCCGAGGCCGGGGCCGGGGCGCGGCCGUACCCCGGGAUGCCCAAGGCCGUGCUGCUGCGCUUCUCGGGCCAGGCCCGCUACCGGCUGCCGCGCGAGCUGCUCUUCUGGCUGACGGCGCUGUCCGUGCUGGCGCUCGCGGCGGCCACCGCGGCCCUCGUCGCGCUGUCGCCGCGGUGCCUCGACUGGUGGCAGCAGGGGCCCAUGUACCGGAUCUACCCGCGCUCCUUCAGGGACAGCGACGGCGACGGCGACGGCGACCUGCCAGGUAUUCUGGAGAAACUCGACUACAUCACCACGCUGGGCAUCAGGACCAUCUGGCUCACGUCCAUCUAUAAAUCGCCCCUGAAAGACUUCGGGCAUGGGGUGGAGGAUUUUCGGGACGUCGACCCCAUCUUUGGGACAAUGAGAGACUUUGAGGAGCUGGUGGCUGCCAUCCACGACCGAGGUCUGAAGUUGAUCAUUGACUUCAUCCCAAAUCACACCAGCGACAAGCACCCUUGGUUCCAGCUGAGUCGGAACCGCACCGGGAAGUACGCCGACUAUUACAUCUGGCACGACUGCACCCAGAGCGAGAACGGAACCGUUCCUCCCAACAACUGGCUGAGCGUGUACGGGAAUUCCAGUUGGCAGUUGGAUGAAGUUCGCAGCCAGUGUUAUUUCCACCAGUUUCUGAGAGAACAACCAGAUCUAAACCUGCGCAACCCAGAUGUUCAGGAGGAAAUCAGAGAAAUCAUUCAGUUCUGGCUCACCAAAGGUGUGGAUGGCUUUAGUUUUGAUUCCGUCAAGUUUCUUCUCGAAGCAAAACACCUGAGAGAUGAGGCCCAAGUGGAUAAGAACCAACCGCCGAGCACCGUCACGCAGUACUCGCAGCUGUUCCACGACUUCACCACCACGCAGGUGGGCAUGCACGACCUGGUACGGAGCUUCCGGCAGACGAUGGACGAGUACAGCCGGGAGCCGGGCAGAUACAGGUUCCUGGGGACGGUGGCUUCAGGUGAGACUGUGGACAAGACUAUGAUGUACUAUGGACUGCCCUUCGUCCAAGAGGCUGACUUCCCCUUCAAUGACUACCUGAGUCAGCUGGACGCACCCUCGGGGCUCCAUGUGUCCCGGGCCAUUGAAGCCUGGAUGGAGAACAUGCCGGAGGGAAAGUGGCCCAACUGGAUGCUCGGAGGACCGGACUACGCCCGGCUGAGCUCCCGCCUGGGCCAAGACUUCGUCAACGUCAUGAACAUGCUCAUGUUCACACUCCCGGGAACCCCCAUAACUUACUACGGGGAAGAGAUAGGCAUGAGGAACAUCGGGGCCACAAACGUUGGCGAGGAUUAUGACGCCAACGCCCUGCUCUCCAAGGCGCCCAUGCAGUGGGAUAACAGCUCCAACGCUGGGUUUUCAGACGGGAACCACACCUGGCUGCCCACCAGCUCUGACUACCACACUGUGAACGUCGAUGUGCAGAAGACUCAGCUUGAUUCAGCGCUGCGCCUGUAUCAGAACCUGAGCCUCCUGCACGCGAGCGAGCUGCCCCUCAGCCGCGGCUGGUUCUGCUCGCUGCCGACCAAAGGCACUCUGGUCGCCUACACGCGGGAGAUGGACGGCAUCGACACGGUCUUCCUGGUGCUGCUGAACUUCGUGGAGUCUCAGCUGAUAGACCUGAAGGAGAUGGUCCCCAGCAUCCCUCCACGAGUGCGCGUGCGGCUAAGCACCAGGGCCGAGCUCUGGGACCAGGAUGUGGACGCAUCGGCUGUGAGGCUGGGGCUGGGCGAAGGCCUCAUCCUGCAGUACCCGACCAGCUCACCCCUGCACAGCCAGCCCGCCUUCGCCGGCAGGUGCUUUGUCUCCCAGCGGGCCUGCUACUCCAGCACCCUCCAAAUGCUCUACAGUUCGUGCUAGGCGCCUGGCACACGUGCCCCACCUCUUCCUCCUCUGUUCGGUAGCUCCUUGUCAGUUUUUCACAGAAUAAAAUGUCCAACAGAAAA